Misgurnus anguillicaudatus (oriental weatherfish) is the source of this 5304-nucleotide messenger RNA. The record is from RefSeq and is a predicted model, not a curated record. Lineage: Eukaryota; Metazoa; Chordata; Actinopteri; Cypriniformes; Cobitidae.
GUCCCGCCAUUCCAAAGCCUGAUUGUUAUGCUUCCCACGCAUUGGCUGCUCCCGCGACCCCACUUCCAGCUCCAUCUGUAUGCGGAAUCACACACACAUACAAAGUUACUCUAAGACGCUGGUUUUUCCAGUAGCAUUGCUUGAUCAAAACUAAUAAACGUAACCAUGCAUUGUAAGUGAACUUCCGGCAGUAUGAUGUGCGGAUUUAUACCAGCUCUGUCCCUACAGGUCUGGGCAACAUUGAUGUUGCUUUCUUCACUGCAAGGUAAGGUCAUUGCACCAUCACAUCUGCAGGCAAUAGCUGGGUUUCCAUUCAUGAUGGAAUGUAAUAUUACCAUGGAGAAAGGGGAGGUUCUAAAACAGGUGCUGUGGUUAGACAUGGCAAAUAAAACAAUAUUGCACUAUCAACCUGAAAAGUAUGACCAUGUCACCAAAGUGGAUGGAGUUCAGCUCACAGCAAAAGCUGUAGGUCAUCGUGCUCACACUAGCAUCAUCACCAUUUCUAGAGCUGUGCCAGCCAAUGAGGGCUGCUACCAAUGUCUUUUUGAUGUCUACCCGACCGGACAACAGAAAGGAAGGAUGUGUCUCUCACUAUUAGCAAAGGUGGAGAUGAUGGGUAAUAAAACAGUUGUGAGUGGAAAGCCUGUCACCCUUUCGUGCAAUUAUAUCCUCAAUAAGCAAGCUCUGCAGGUUGUAUGGACAAAAACAGCUGAGCAGGGAGACACCACUGCUGUUGCUUCAUAUAUCAGGAAUGGGAGGCCCAUCGUUGAGGCACCUUUCUGGGGACGGGUAACUUUAAAUCCAUCCCUAAGCCAAACCCAGCUCUCCAUUCAACAGGCUCAGACAGAGGAUGAGGGAUGUUACACCUGUGAGUUCCACACAUAUCCAGAUGGCACUAAGAGUGCAAUUGCUUGUCUCUCUGUAUAUGGUUUGGAACAUUUCACAUGCUCUUUAAAUGUGUGAACACGUGCUCAGAUGGGAAACUACUGCACCUUUUUCCGUAAUGGUUGUUUAGGUAUUUAACAGCCACACACCAAACUCAGACCCCUUUUCUCUGUGUUCCGGGUCUUGCAAUGUUUUUUAAAUGAAUGUUUGUGAGUGGGUGCAUUUGAAAGAAUGUGAAAGAGAAAGUGGGAAAUACAGAAAGAUAGUGUGCGUAUGUUUGUGUCCGCUUGUGCAUACAAAUAAAAAAAGAUACAAUACGAAGUCGUCUACAUAGUGGGGAGGGGACUACCCAACAGUGCAUUGGAUAAAAAUGUAUGAAAUAUUAAUGUAAAUGUAAAAAUGGUGUUAUAGGGACUAUAAAAUAUCAUAAGUACAGUUUAAAAUUAAUAACUCACAAUGGGAAGUUUUCAUUGGCCUAUUGCUAGGUUAUAUUAGGGCAUUCAAGUAGUUUUUACAAACAAACCUUACAAAAAACAUUACUGGUGUGUGUCUUGAGACAAAACAAUGGCAAUGAUAUAUGUUAAGAUAUAUCGGUGCAAGAUGUGUUUAAAUUAAGACAGAUCAAUCAUGCAUUUUAGUCUGGGACUAGGAUAAGACCUCUCUAGGAAACUGCCCUGUCUCUAUAGCAGAACAUAAGCCCAGUCUAAAAUUAAAUCAUGUAUUUUUAGGGAUGUCACAAAUUCAAAUUAAUCAUUCACAUUAAAAAAUACCCCAUAACAACAUUUAAAAUCAUUGUGUUAGACUUAGCUUAAGAAAAGAAUGAUAUGUCUUGAUAAACAUUCACCUUAUUACACACCAUAUAAUGUUAUAAACAUAAUCAACAAGUGUAUUUUGUGCAUAUAGCCUAAGUGGUGCAGUGUUUAACAAUGAAAAAGAUACGAUUUUAGGAUGUUAUUUAAUAAUUACGACAAGACCAUUAUGUAAUAUUAGACACCAAAAACCAAAGUGGAGAAGAUGAUCAUUAAUUAAUUUUUGCGUCUGAUAUGAACGUAAUUCAUUAAAACCUUGAACGUAGAUUAAAGCAAUAAACCCCAAGAAGCACUGGGUUACCAGUGCAUUUUAUAACAGCUAAGGGGCGUUGUUAGGCACGACGCGAAGCUGUUAUAAAAUGCACUGUAACCCCACUGCUUUGCGGGGUUUAUUGCGUUUAUAAAACGGUUACAUCAUAUGCAUAGCAGGGUUUCACAAAAUAAAACACAAAUAAGUUGUAAUUAUAUUAGUACAAAUAUUACUCUUCCGCCAAACAAAGUAGUUCCUCAGAAUCAAGUGUGGCUGCAACAGAGCGCAGUUCCCAACCAACACAAAUGCAGCAAAGACACAAUGAAAAUAUGAUUAAAGACUGUGGUGUUUAUUUUUAUAAAUCAACAUUCAUCUAAAAUAUACAUUAACAUUUAUAUCGUGCAACUGUUGAAGUGAUAAUCAAAUAUGCUUGGAAGCAUGCUUAACUCUUUCCCCGUCAGUGUUUUUUUUUAAGUUGCCACCCAGUUUUAGUUUAAUGCCUUACAGAAAAAUUAUCUUAUUUAAAGAAACAUAAAAUAUCAAAUGAAAGAAACCAAAAACAAAACAAAAAAAAAAAAACGUUUCAUCCUACCUUCAUUAUCACCUCUCAAAUUUUCAGCUAAAAGCGGAGAUAAUUCCAUUUUUGUGAAGAACUUUAGUAAGAGAUCAGAUUCAACGCUGUUGUGUUGAGUGAAUGCAUCAGUGUUUAAGUUGGGUAAGAUUGCCAUCUAGUGGAUAAUAGCGGAAAUAUCAAUAAGACAAAAACAACUCAGAGAACGUAUUCUCUUUAUUGACGAAAUAACUCAACAAUAUUUAUUGACAUUUAUCUGGAUAUCGCCAUAAUUGUGCAAAGGUAGAAAAAUUUAAAUAUGAUUAAAGACUGUGGUGUUUAUUUUCAUAAAUCAGUACGCAGCAACAGUGGCGCAGUGAUACUUGUGAUGCGGUCUGAACUGUGGGGUUACCGGUGUAUUUUAUCACGGUCUAACGCGUUCAACCAAUCAGAAUGAAGAACCAGAACGAGCCGUUUUAUAAAUAAAAAUGAACACUUUUCAGAAUUUUAAACUGUGAUUCUGUUAGCAAACAUGGUGAAAGAGAAACUACAGGAAAGUUAGGCUAGCUAGUGGAUUAUAUCAAAAACCAUCAGGACAUCAACAUGCCCAUAAUUUAGUGAAUCCUCACCUCCAGAUGAAGUAAUAAACUGGACUGAUUAUUUAAAUGUUGACAUAAUCAUGUGCGUUGUUAACUCUCCGGAUUUUGUUUUGUUUCGUAGCUCUGCUUCACUCGUUUAUUUCUCCACAGGGACUGUUUGGUUAGUGUUGUGUGAGCUGCAGACUGCGAGCAGAUUGGAUUUCAUUUGGCGCUACGCAGACCGCUUGGUGAUGUCAAAGUACCGCGAGAGCGAUUAGAAAGCAGACUUCUCUGUGUGAUUUCUCGAAUCGCUCUCGCUGUACUCUGAUGUCAUUUUUUUGGCUGUUGUUGAACCACAUGAAUACACCCGUCUGCUUUACAGUCACUUUUGCGUGGUGAUAAUUUGAUUUCAUAUGAUGAUCGGAUCGCGCAGUGCCGCAUGAAGUCAAAUGCACCAAAUACCAAAUAGCCGACUGUAUAUGAGGUUCAACCCGCCAAAGUAGCAAGUGGAGCAUGCGAAUGGUGAGUGAUUCAGAUGUCAAUUUAUGAAUGAAAGUGUCAAAGGUUUGUCUCACACUGUUAAGUAUUUUCACGCUUUUUUAAAUGGGUAUACGGAAAUCCUUGACCAUCAGUGGGUAAACUGCGUAUACCGGCAUAUCACGUUAGAUUACAAACAAACAAGAAAAAACAGAGUUACAAGACCAUAGCCUACUCUAGUAAUCUUUUUCAUACUGAGCGCUUCAUUUUCGCGUUGCUCUUUCUCGUUAUCUGUAAAGCUCAUUCAUGACUCCCAUUUCGCGUAUUCGCUAUUUUACUAGCAUAUAUGGGUUUCAAAAGCAGUAAACUCAGCGCGUCAUAUUCAGCACCAAGAUGACUGACAUAUAUAUAUUAACGAAUUAAAUGCAGCACCAAACAAUUCCGCACCAACCAAUAGGCUGUAAAAUAAAAAAUGAAAACGACUGAACAAAUCAAACGAACGCAAGCAAGCAAGCAAGCAAGCACGGAGGCCCCUAUUGGCCGGGGCCCCUGGGCUCAAGCCCAAUCAAGCCCAAUGGUAAGUCCGGCCAUGGUUACCACACUCACAUAGACAAUAGCAUCCAGCUGCAGCCCCGCAGACUCACCUCCGGCUAGACACCAGUGGCUGGACACCAGGGGCACGUUCAAUCUCACACCGGUGUGCAACGUUUUGCUAUGGUUUCCAGGUUGAAUCACAUGUUUCCUGGAAACAGUGUGCAACAGGUUUUAGAAGCGUUUUCUCUUGUUUGGUGGGUGUGUCAGAAAUGUCGGCCCAAUUAGCGGCAAGAUGAAUAAAACCACGCGGUAGUAAAGAGACAGCUCGCUCAAUGGGUUGAAGUUGGAAUGUUGUCUUUCAUUCUGGACGGCAAGGUCAGUGACUGUAACAUCGAGGGUAUUUUACAGUAUUAAACACACAUUUAUAAUGAUUUCAUCAGGCUUUAGAAACAUUUAAAAAAAGAACACAAAGAAUGGCCUCUCAGUUACUGUAGUUGCAACUCUUGCGUCAUCACAACAGGGUGUUCAAUGCAUCACCGUUUCUGUUUAAUAAACGUUGUGCAACGUUUUGUCGGGGCUGAACCCGUUUCGCCGCUAAUUUCCGUUUUCACCGCUGGAUGAACAGCAAUUUUAUUUCAUAUUUUCACCUCUGGAUAAGACAGCAAUUUUAUUUUAUAUUUUCACCUCUGGAUAGACAGCAUAUUUAUUUUAUAUUUUCACCUCUGGAUAGACAGCAUAUUUAUUUAAUAUUUUCACCUCUGGAUAGACAGCAUAUUUAUUUUAUAUUUUCACCUCUGGAUAGACAGCAUAUUUAUUUUAUAUUUUCACCUGUGGAUAGACAGCAUAUUUAUUUUAUAUUUUCAUCUCUGGAUAGACAGCAUAUUUAUUUUCGGUUUUCACCUCUGGAUAGACAGCAUAUUUAUUUUUUAUUUUCAUCUCUGGAUAGACAGCAUAUUUAUUUUAUAUUUUCAUCUCUGGAUAGACAGCAUAUUUAUUUUCGGUUUUCACCUCUGGAUAGACAGCAUAUUUAUUUUUUAUUUUCACCUAUGGAUAGACAGCAUAUUUAUUUUCGGUUUUCACCAGUGGAUAGACAUUCUUUGCAGGCUUAAUUGCACACGUCUUUUCCGUAUUGUCAUUUUACUUUAAUGACUUAAAAUAUAUAAUAUAAAAUCUGUGUGCAAAUUGAAAUAUGAUCUUUAUAAUAUCUCUUUACAUAAAACA